This is a messenger RNA of Caenorhabditis briggsae, 2070 nucleotides long. It is a transcript of the gene Cbr-prp-21, whose product is annotated as Protein CBR-PRP-21. The coding region runs from base 1 to 2070 and encodes 689 amino acids. The transcript has 3 exons. Gene Ontology annotation, molecular function: protein binding; RNA binding. Gene Ontology annotation, cellular component: U2 snRNP; U2-type prespliceosome; catalytic step 2 spliceosome. The record is from RefSeq and is a predicted model, not a curated record. NCBI's taxonomy places the organism in Eukaryota, Metazoa, Nematoda, Chromadorea, Rhabditida, Rhabditidae. Gene Ontology annotation, biological process: mRNA cis splicing, via spliceosome; regulation of alternative mRNA splicing, via spliceosome.
AUGGCGUCAAAAGUCUCAAACCGUGAGGAGGACUCGAUGAACAAUGAGCCAUCACUCUCCGGAAAAACAAUUAUCGGAUUGAUUUAUCCACCGCCGGAUAUUCGAACUAUCGUGGACAAAACAGCCCGAUUCGUCGCCAAAAACGGUGUGGAUUUUGAAAAUAAAAUUCGCGAGAAGGAGGCGAAAAAUCCAAAGUUUAACUUUCUCUCCAUCACCGAUCCAUACCAUGCCUACUAUAAGAAAAUGGUUUAUGAUUUUUCGGAGGGACGAGUGGAGGCCCCGAAACCGCCACCAGCGGUGGUUUCGCAUGUCAAGAAGGCUGAAUUCAUUCCAACGGCUCCACCACUUGCUUUUGAUUUCUCUGCUGAUCCAUCUACGAUCAACGCUUAUGAUUUGGAUCUCAUCCGCCUUGUCGCCUUGUUUGUUGCCCGAAAUGGCCGUCAAUUUUUAACCCAGCUAAUGACCAGAGAGGCCAGAAACUACCAAUUCGACUUCUUGAAACCAGCUCAUUGUAACUUCCAAUACUUCACAAAGCUCGUAGAUCAAUACCAACGAGUUCUUGUCCCAUCGACAAACAUUGUGGAGCAACUAGAAGCAGAAGCGAAGAAUAAGAAAAAACUUCUGGAUGAUAUCAACUAUCGAGUCUCCUGGGAGAAGCAUCAGAAGGGACUCAAGGAUCGUGAGGAAGCAGAAGCCGAGAAGGAGCGAAUGGCUUAUGCGCAAAUCGAUUGGCACGAUUUUGUGGUAGUUCAGACAGUGGACUUCCAGCCGGGAGACUCCUCUCAACUACCACCUCUUUGUACUCCAAAAGAUGUCGGUGCCAGAAUCCUAUUGGAAGCUAGAAACGAGAUGCAGAAGGCUGCCGCUGAGAUGCAAGAAAUGGAUAUGGAGGAGAGUGAUUCUGAAGAUGAGGCUGAAGCAGCUCCACCAGCAGAGGCACCAUCGUUCACUGCUCCACUGCCACCUACAAAGCAGAAGGAUGUGAUUGUGAGGGACUACGAUCCAAAGAAGAAUCAGAAGACGCAGCAACGGCCGUCGAAGGAAAGCUGGUUUGUUUCUCCGUUGACUGGAGAGAAGCUGCCAUCCGGAAAGCUGGAUGAGCAUGUUAGAUACAACACGGUCGAUUCGCAGUACAAAGAAGACAGGGAUCGUUAUGUUGGUGAGAGAUCCGCAGAGGAGCCGGUGCUUGCUUUGGGUGCUGAUAUCUCUAGAAACCUCGGACAGUUCGCCGAACGUCGUACUGAUAUCUUCGGUGUCGGUGGAGAACAAACGAUGAUUGGAAAGAAGUUGGGCGAGGAGGAAGGAGGUCAGCAAGGGCAGAAUAAGCUAAUUUGGGAUGGAACUGAAGAGUCAAGAGAUAUGAUUACGCGAGCUGUUCAGAAUCAGGUCACUAUUGGUAAGACUGAAACUAGGUCAGGUUCAAAAAAAAUCUGCAAAUUUUCAGACCAACAAAUCAAUGAGAUCCAUCGUCAACACGGUUUUGUCGCCGACCCGAACAAGGAGAAAAUCGGACAGCAACAACACCAAAUGCCACAUCAUCAGACCACCCAAGGAAGUGUCACCAUCACACAAGGAAUCGGAAGUAUCCCGGGACAGAUGCCAGGAGGACAAUGGCCUGGAGCACCAGCACCACCGAUGGGAAUGCCUGGAGCACCACGACCAAUGGAUUUCGGAAGUGGACCACCAGCAAAACGGGCUCGUACUGAAGAGGACUUGGAGCCUGAAGAGGAGUGGCUUAAGAAGGUUAAUGGAUCGAUUGAGGUGAUGGUUCAGCUGCCACAAUCUCCGGAGAAUGGAAUGGAUGGAUCGAUUGUGAUGUUUAACGUGCAGGUUACAGCGCCGGUGAGUUGGGAGAUGGGGGGAUAUGGCAUCAGCAAACUAACUAAAGUUUUUCAGCUCUCCGAAUUGAAGCAGCAAAUCCAAGAUCGAUAUUCAAUGGCGAUUGGAAAACAAAAACUGAUGAGCGAUGGAUUCUUUGUGAAAGACAAUCUGAGCAGCGCCUACUACAAUCUACACAAUCGAUCUCUUAUCAUUCUCCAGGUCAAGGAGCGGGGAGGAAAGAAGAAAUAG